GCAGUGGUGCCUCGGAUGUCAGCGCGCCAGCAGUGUGAAUCAGUCCGCCGGUUGUGAUUUUGGAGGAGACGAGGAGUCUCUGGGCGCCGAAGAAUCGCGCUGUUUCUUUCCCAAGAGGAAACCGUUUCACACCGCGCGCACCCGACAUCGGCAACAACGGGACCAUGAAGGCAACGGCAACAUUGCCACCAGCGGCUCGAAGCAAAGUUCCAGACGGGCAGCGUAGCGUCACCGUCAGCGUAGCUGCCUGACGCCUGGCUUCACGCUAACUGGCACCGAUGCCCAGCGGUCCAGAUGCAGUACAUUGCUCUCGUGCUCAGCAUCGUCGGAGCUGUCCUGUUCCUGGCGCUUCUCCUGGCGGCUCUUUGCAGCUAUUACUGGAUCUCGAAGAAGCACUACCCGUGCGCGUGGUCCGCCACGUCGGACGUCAAGUCGGACGUGUACUACAAAAAGACGACGGACUGGAAGUUCGUUCCGAACGGAACUGUGCCGGACCCCGAAGAAGGCGUGUCCAACGACAACGACGAACCGUUGCUCAGUUCGCUCGUGUUGGACGAAGGUGCCGGCAGUGCGCGCACUCCCAAGUGUGACAAGAAAAAGAACGGGUUUUCUGCCGACAAAAGAUGCGACGAAGAGAAGAACUCUACGAGUCAUGGUCCGCGGAAGUGCAGGACUUCACUAGCGUGAGUUUUGUUGCGCGGUACUUGAGUGCGACGAAAGUUGCGUUGGUGGACUCCAAGUGUGCUAGUCUCGUUGAGCACCUCGGUAUUGGAAUGCUCGUCAUACCUCGUUUUCGGGAAUCAUCUAGUUUUCGAGUAAUAUCCCCGUGGUCGACGCGUGGUUACGUACCGGAGAGCUUCAAGUGUCAUUCACAUUGGCGCGUACCGUUUAAUAGAAGGCAUAUCGCGUCUAAAGAAUGGCGAAGAACCAAGUCCAUAAUCGCAAUCGCGCUCUCGUAAAA
Ixodes scapularis (black-legged tick) is the source of this 961-nucleotide messenger RNA. RefSeq lists its product as uncharacterized. The record is from RefSeq and is a predicted model, not a curated record. NCBI's taxonomy places the organism in Eukaryota, Metazoa, Arthropoda, Arachnida, Ixodida, Ixodidae. The transcript has 2 exons. The coding region runs from base 295 to 687 and encodes 130 amino acids.